Molecule: messenger RNA, 2230 nt
Organism: Brassica napus (rape)
Lineage: Eukaryota; Viridiplantae; Streptophyta; Magnoliopsida; Brassicales; Brassicaceae
Product: germin-like protein subfamily T member 3
Exons: 1
Coding region: 184-873 (229 amino acids)
Cellular component (GO): cell wall
Molecular function (GO): manganese ion binding
Source: RefSeq, a predicted model, not a curated record
UUAAACCUGACUUACUUAAACCUAAAUGAAAACCACAGAAAUAUUACACCAAUACGAACCCAACAUUCAUAAAGUUUCAAUCUUUCAUGUGUUUGCCUUAAACCAAUCUUAUCUUAUUCUAUCUCGUUAUAAGGUCAGUCCAAGAAAUACCAAAUUCCUGAGGCUAUAUAAUCAACAGUAACCAUGGUGACUUAUCUUCAUCAUAACUCCCUAGCAAUAACUACUUUUAUCUAUAGAGUUUCAGUCCUCUUUGCACUCUGCAUCACUCUCUUCACCAACCCAGCCCUCUCCGGCUACAAUAACCCCUUACAAGACUUCUGUGUAGCUGACCUCCAAGCUACCCCAUCCAACACUGGCUACCCAUGCAAGUCACAAGUCACCUCUGAAGACUUCUUCUACUCCGGCUUAAGCACUCCGCUAAACACUUCAAACCCUAAAGGUGUAGCCGCUAAUAGAGCAAACCUCAUGACGUUUCCAGGAUUAAACACGAUGGGAAUAUCAAUGUACAACGUUGCAGUGGCCGCAGGAGUAGCUAACCCGCCUCACUCCCACCCUGGUGUGACCGAGGCAGGGGUCGUGGUCGAAGGCUUGGUCUUGAUUGGGUUCUUGACGAAUAACUACACGUUGUACUCGAAGGUUGCUGGUCCUGGUGACAUGUUUGUGAUUCCUCCGGGGCUCAUACACUACGAGAUGAACGUUGGGAAAACGGAAGCUCGGCUUUUGACUGUGGUGGCUAGUGAGUGGCCUAGCGAGGUGCUUGUGCCGCACACUUUGUUUCUUGCGAAACCAGCGAUUCCAGACUUUGUUUUGAAGAAGAUUUUCAAGACUGAUGGUAAAACAAUCAACAUGCUCAGGACUAAGUUAGCUAAUUAAACAUAUGUUUAUGUGUUUCCACUGAAAAAAUGUAAUCUGGUAUGAGUUUGCCUUAAAAAUGAAUAAAUGAGCUGUCUUUUUAUUUGUUUUUUUUUUCACAAUAAAAAUCUCAACAUAUAUGGGAGAUUUUCCGUUUUAUGUCAUUUCAAAAAUAAACAUUUGUUACCAAAUAUAAAACAUUGAUUCGCAAAGUAAAACAUCAAUCACUGAAACAAAGUCAAGUAUAGCAGAAAAAAUCUUAAUUUACGAGUUUUUAUUUGAAAAAAAAAUCCAUUUCAUUUACUUUUACUAUUCUAUUAAGUUCGUUGAAAUAUCCUCAAUAAAAUACUCUUAUGGGUUUAUAUCACACGUGUCACAUGAAACAUAAAUUCGAUUUAUAAAAUUCACGUCCUUGAAAUUUGGAAGAAUCUCUAUCAUCUAUCUGUAUAAUAUAUUUUUUUUGUCAGACAUUCUCUUUUUACGAGAGAGUCUAAAUGGGCAUUACAGAGGAGAGUUACGUAAGACUCAAGCCCUGUUCGUUUAUUAGACGCGGCGUCAAUAACGUGCGAUCAAAAAUAUCAAAGGCCACGUCAGCAAUUCAUUAAAAACAGCUUGUGCGAAGAUGUUGCGACUCAAUUAUACACGGAACAAUUGCCGCCGCUGGCAGUAACGAAGUCGCUGUUUUUUACGGCGACCAUUAAAAUGGAUGAAAGAGCUUUAGCGUCAGUUACGGCGGCAAUUGUCAUGUCGUUAUUUCUCUCAAUCGUUUGUUAUUUUUUAGACGCUCAUCUUUGCCGCGGUGUCUAAGAAACGAACAUGGCUUCAAUUACAUAAAGAAACUCGACUAACAAGUAAACAAAUAUGAAGCCCAGUUUACUUGAUUUUACAUCGAGACUCUUUGGAUAUGUACCAGACAUUCCACGCGUCUAUUACAGAAAUAUCCCAGCCACGUGUCUUCACCUAUUAUUGUAUGAUCACCAAAGACAUGCGCCUAUACGCGCCACCGCGGAGAAUGGAAAGUUUGAGAUGCAACUCCGUCACAAAACGGCGAUCUGCAUCAUCUUUUUUGUGGACACAUUUAUGAACUCCCCUUAACUCUUAUCUUUCGCUCAAGCCGUUGUCUUUGGAGGAGGAUUAUAUAAAACAUCAAAAUCCAUCGAAGAAACAAGCGUAAAACUAUGAAGUUUUGCUUUGUUAGAGAUUGAAAACACAAAAAAUCGCCACAGAGAAAACUUCAAAAUCACCUAGUGAAAGCAAGAUCCGCUAACCGGAAGAGAAUAUUUACAACAAAAAGACAAAAACUAAAGAUGGUAACCGGUGGCGUGACCGAACACUGUUUAUACGAAGGUCUUCUUUUUUGAUGAGAGAAGUUGGAGGU